Molecule: messenger RNA, 1984 nt
Organism: Anastrepha obliqua
Lineage: Eukaryota; Metazoa; Arthropoda; Insecta; Diptera; Tephritidae
Exons: 3
Coding region: 732-1784 (350 amino acids)
Source: RefSeq, a predicted model, not a curated record
UGUGCGCUUUUAGGUUGAUUGCGAUUGCAAUUGAAAACGGGACUUUUUUUUGAACUGAAAUAGUGUGAAUUAAGAAGUGAACUAAAUUGGCUGCAUUUGGUGCGGAAAAUAAGGUUAAAAGUACUGAAAGUGAAACGUUUGGCAAAUCACGUACAAGAACGCCUACACUCGCAGAGCGGCAAAUUAGCAAAACAAAGGCGAACAUUGACAAUUUCGCAAUUUGUGGUGAAUUUAUCACUUGUUGCUGGUUGUUUAAUAUCCAGACGCGCGUGUGUUUGUGUGUUGUGCCAGCACCGGUGAUAGCUUUGCAUUCUCGACUCCUUGAACGUGAGCGUGUCCGGCAAUUAGUUAUUCAUACAGAUAACUGCGACGUGACGUAUGUGUGAGGACAGCGCAGCGCAUAAGCAACGGACAUCCUUUGCAUACGAACGAUUGCAAUAGCAAAAACAAUAACGACGGACUGAGUUAAAAGAGGUCUCGCGGCAAAAUCAUUGAAAUUGAAAACAAUUUACAAAUUCAUAAAACGUUAAGUGGAACAAGAAAUACAUGUAAACACACACACACACACAUAUACGCACGUAUAAGUGACGCCAAAAUUACAAAUUGUAUGAAUUAAAUAAAUACAGAAAUUCAUAAAAUAAUUAACAAAUAAAGAAGUGCGUGGAACUUGAAGCCGAAAUCGACGAAAUCGAAAGCAACAAAAAAAAACGAAGCGAUUGAAGUGCAGCAACAUGGAUGCGAAGAUUCUAAUCGCCUUACUAAUCGCCAUCAACUGUUACUCCAGCUGUGGAGCUGCCUUACGACGCACGCCAAAAGUCUACAAUGCACUCAUUACGACCGAUGAUAAUCUAACUUCGAGCCGCGCCUACCCCGUCAUACAACCCACCAUACACGAGGGUGGCGUGGCGCACUAUCCUUUCGGACCGUAUAAUCCCUAUGGUUUCUACUCGCCGCCACUAGUGCGUUUUGGCCAACCAAUAGUGCCGGGUUUAGCGCCAAAUCAGCAGUUUCCCUAUCCACUUCCGCAACAACGCUUCCCACCGCAGUUUAUGCAUCAACCGCCACCAAAUAGUGAACCACAACUCUUGCCGGCGCCCAAUGCAGCAGCGCAACAACCACCGCCGCAAGAUGGCUCACCAAUCGAAAGUAACGCGCCUACUGCUACGCCACCUACGGAAGAGCAAGAACCGGUGCAACCGCCUACUUUGCCACCACCACCAAAUAAGCCCGCUUACAUUCCACCGCUCGACCAGAAUCCGCCCAAUCAAAUGCCCAAUGAGAAAUUGCCCAUUCCCUUGAACGAAUUCGGUCUACCUCCAUCACUUAUACCAUUGCAACAAUAUCCCCAACGUAAUCCCAAUGCUCCAGUUGCACUUCCGCCUUACGCUUUUAAUCAGUAUCCACUCAUCUACGAUCCCAUCACUGGUUAUCGUGAGCAAUUUCUGCCACCUUACGAAUAUUUCCCCAGUCAACAUCAACAUUUCACAAUAGGCGGUAUUCCGACGGGUGCGCCGAAGCCACCAGUACCGACUCCACCGACGGCAGCGCCCAGUGGACCAGUACCAACACCACCACCACCACCACCGCCGCCAAAGCAGCAACCAACACAAGAUCCGGCCGAAGAAGCGGCGGCAAGUGAACCCCAACCUCAACCUGAAGAGCCACCACAGUCGCCACCUGCCGAUUUUGACAGUAUAAAGAAUGCGUCGAAGAAUAAGAACAGCGCAGUGCCGGAUGUGCCUCCACCGCCAAUACCAUCAGGCGCCAAGCCGCAGCAAUCUUAAGGGGACUGUGACGCCGGUUACCGGAUUAUGGUGUAAAGUUUACUUGUCUUAGAGCUCACUAAACGCAAAUAAACAAUUAGGAAAAUUCUUAUAAGUUAUUAUUGGUAAACAAAAUACUCGAAUUAAUUUAAUUUAUUGUUAACAAAAUUUUUAGUAAGCGAAAAAUAUUUUGUACUUUGCAUUUAAUUUUUAUAUACAUA